Messenger RNA from Porites lobata, 13005 nucleotides. Lineage: Eukaryota; Metazoa; Cnidaria; Anthozoa; Scleractinia; Poritidae. The record is from the annotation of a GenBank genome assembly.
UGUCUGAGGUAUUGCGCAUUUUUGUGCGUAAGUUUUUCUGUACUGUUCAGAAAGAAUGAUAUGGCAUCGGCACUGACCCAGGUUAAGCCUUCACGUGAAGAUUUUGCCCUGUCAGAACUUUCCCCCGAAGACAAAGAGAAAUUCUUAGAUGAACACAACAAGUUUCGUGGAAUGGUUCAGCCGCCUGCUGCUGACAUGGAGUAUCUGGUGAGUCACACAAACAAUGACACCACACAGACAUAACAACGAUAAAACAAAAACAAGAUCAUCAUAAGGGAAAUGAGAAAUCAUAAAGCUUUUAGACACCUGUUGCAUAGCCUGUAGGUAUGCAACGGGUCGUAUUCCACACACACACAAAAAAAAACAGUCUUGCUGGCGGCCUUCAAGUUUUUUUCUCCAAUUUUGGGUUCAACAUAUCAAAUUGCCCAACGCGUACAAUUGUAGUAGGCAUAAUGUAAAACACGACUUUCAAUCGGCCAUCAUUUUGACUUAGACGGUCGUGGUCGACAUCGAAAAAAGAAUCCAACAGAAUGCAACGGAGGCAGAUACUGGAAAGUUAGCGCUGCAAGAAACCAACUGUAGCAAAAUCUCACUCACAGAGAAGGUUGCGAAUUAUUUAAGGUCUCAAAGGUGAAAAAAAACUGAUUAGCGUUAAAGGUAUAAGAGAAAGCUUGAUGAGGCCUAUUUUGUUAUUCUAAAGGAAAAAAAAGUUUGUUCAAUAAGAAAUAACGUGGAUUAAUAUUAUUAUUAGUAGUAGUAGUAGUAAGCUUGUUUACGCUCUGCUUUAGAAGUGUCUUUCCUCCCUUCUCCUGUUAUGUAGAGAUUUCAUCUUAAGUUGUCGUGAUAAUUGACCUGAGAUAAAUUAGUAAUAGUAUGCUUUCGAGUAUAGCAUAGCAAGAAAAUUUCAAUCGUGACUUAAAUAAAUUUUACUUAGAGUGUAGAAAUGGGCCCGCGUGUACUUUUAUGACCUGGAAAACUUAAGACACUUGAAAUGCACUUGAAAUGUAAUUGUACAGCACGGGUGACACCUGACAGGAACCUCUAACAUACAUGGAACAUGUCCUCGCUGUCGUGACUAUAAAUUUACUUUCUCUCCGUUUGACCUAAGCCUCUUGCAGGAAUGAUCGAUUUUGGUCACACAAAGUGUUAUAAAUUCGGACUGGCUGGUCCCGUGAUUAAUCAGAAAAUUAAUAUUUUGACUAGCUAAAAAAUAUUAAAAUCAUGUUUUCCCACAAUUUCCUCUUAACCACGUAGGUUUUAACCAUAUGAACCAAGUCGUGUGGCUUUUGGUGUACAAGAAAUAUAUAUAUGUAUAUAUUCAUGACAGGUUUGUUAGUACUAUAAGUUGCGUCUCUUAAAUUUGUGACUGUACUAGGGCGCAGAUGUGAUCAAUCCUUCUUCUUUGUUAUCAAGAGCUCUUAUUUUGUGCCUUAUUUACAUUUCUGCAGUUUUGGGACGACGAUCUCGCAAACUUAGCGCAGAUGUGGGCCAAUCAGUGCAUUUGGGAUCACGGAUUUGUCGCGUUUGGUGACGAAUAUCCAUAUGAGGUACCCUUUAAGGGGCGUGUAGGUAUGUGACACUGAAGGAAACGUACUAUACAUACAAGUACUUCCUGGUGACAUAACUACGUAAAGUACAAAGAAAUACAUUUCUCACAGAACGUCGCUUAGCGCGACGAAAAGGGCCAACAUUAUGAAAUAGAGAGGGGAAUAAAAGAAGGAUCGAAAAAGAAGCGGCUGGGAAAUAAUAUCACUUGACAGCCGCGAUUCGAACCUGGAUCAAACGCAUGAACGCCAGCUGUAUCACCAUUUCUGUUCAACCCAUUCGCUCCUACAAAAGUCACCACUGUUAGCGAAACCAUUUUGGGCCCAAAGCCUCUUUAUGACCAGCAAGAGCGAUCAUAGUUCUGUAUACCUCUUUAGGAACUACCAGUUGUUUGAAAAGAGAUGAACAUCAGUUUAAAACUAGGCUUAGCAAUGUAACCUAAAAAGAUUGAUCGUGUUCAGGUCAAAAUCUUGCAAGGGAAUGGGGUGAACUUUCCUCUCCAGAAGACCGCGUGGAACCAUGGUACAAAGAACACGAGUACUACACUUACAGCAAGUUUGCCAGCCCAAUGGGAGCUGCGUGCUCCAAGGAACCUUGCGGCCAUUACACUCAGGUAUGUAUUACCCAGCCAUAGGGAUUUUCCCUGGAGACUACGGAGGUACGUUGAAAUAACUGCAUUUCACCUUUUCCUUACUUCUUUGUAAAGCUUGCUUGGGCGCGAUCAAAGUUUGUGGGAUGUGGAGUGAAGUGGUGUGACAAGGAGUUUGGUAUGUCCCAUCCCUGGAUCCCUGGGGAGACGAUUGUCAGUUGCGACUAUGGACCUUCGUAAGUAAUGCUACGACUCUUUUUGUAGUUACGUUCUUCCCCUACUUAAGUACUCUCCCAGCUACAUUUAAAGAAAACAAAACCUUUGAUAUCAUGGCACAAAUUCAGGGGAGGUACUCUGGAUUUAAGGUGACGGGGAUGAUCAAAGGAUUUUUUUGGGUAGGAAAAUUUGGCAAAGUAGGGAUUUUUGGGUCUUUCUGCAGGUACCGGAAAGCUUUGUAUUUUUGGUCAUUCUUUAAAAUUACAAUCUGAAGAUUCAGAAGGAACCGGAUUUUUUGGUAUUCAAAAGUUCAAGAUUCGAAGUUCACGAAUUAAAACCAAACUUGAGCUCGGAAAUUCGGAAUGUGAUCUUUUGGGGGUUGAUAUUAGAUUCAGGGAUUAUUUUUUGGUUUUGUUGGGAUUUUUUGGGUUUUGAUUUUUGCACCGAUUCCAUCAUCCCCGUCUCUUGUAUUCUGAAGUAACCCCCCAGGGGGGCACAAAGUUGAUAUGACUCGAAUGAAGUAACCUUGUCACCUUUUAGCUGAAAGGCAUUUAUAUAUCGGGAUAAACGAUGACACCUGACGGAUUUGCGGGCCAAGUUUCCCAGGAGCUAGAAAUGCAAAUUCAAGUUCUCUUAACAUUCAUCAUCAACGGUCCAACGCACAAAUUCUUUCCAAGUAGCCUGAAUUUCGAGGGGUGAUAACUUCAUUACAAAGCCAUAACCAGGAAAUCAUGAAACAAUACAGCAUUAAUGAGUAAACCAUUCCUAGAAAACCUGUCAAUCUCGUGUCACCGUUUGUUGUAAAUGCGAUGCUAUUCACAGUUAAUAGCGUUUUUUAUCAAUUAUAUUGUAAGAAUUGUUCCAGCAAUGCAGGGUCAUCAAUUGAAACUUACUUUAUCUUCUCUUCAUCUUACAGAAUAACUAGGAAGGGCUUUGCCAACCUUUAGGUCGUUCGCAGCUCGUUGGUUAAUGUUGUCGGUUUUUUGUACUUGUUUCUGUACUUAGUAUAGCUCAAACUUUUUGUGGCAAAUUUUUCUCAAAUCUCGAAAAUUGUUUAGCUCAUAUUGUUUAUUUAUUUAUUUAUUUUAUUAAUGCGUCCUUUAAUUUAUCUCCUUUAUUAUAUUUAUCCACCUGUUUUACUUAUAUCGCACUGUAGAAUUUGUAAUACUAUCUAUUUUGAAAGCACACGAUUUAAUCGACUAAAUAAAGUAUUUUACUCAAUGCCAAUACUCUAUUGAUCCAGUCAUUAAAAAAAAUUAGGAAUAUCUUAUCUUGGGUGCAAAUCAGAACGACUUUUGUCAUGUGACAAAUGGUAAACAUUAAUUCCAUUGCUUGUUUUGUAAUACCCUCAUUGGCUGCGUGGAGAAAAAUAUGGGAUUUAAAACAAAAAAAUUGACAAGUCUUGAAUAAAUUACUCUGCCGCAAGCCAGUCAGAUUGCAAGGAUCACCAGUGAAUGUGCAGUAGAUGAAAUAAACAUUUAUACUACAUUUUUUCCUGAAAACAAAGGUUAGCAAAAUCAGUGUCUGUGAUAGAUCUUAUUUAUUCACUUAUUUGUUUAUUUGAAUGAAUUCUUUUCCUUUAAAGAGGUAACAUUAUAGGACAAUUUCCUUACAAACAAGGCACACCAUGUUCAAAAUGCGCCUCUGGGAAAGGAUUCUGUUACAAAAAUUUAUGCAGUAAGUACAAUUUAACUGAUUCAGCUAUAAAUCAAGGAAAAGGUAAAUACGUAGCUCAGUUUAAAAAACAAUACAUUAAGUCCUGGGCCCAGUUGUUCGAAGGCCAAUGGACCUGUCACGGUUUUUGACGCCAUCUUGACGAGUUGGCAAACGCGUGUUUGUAUGAGAAUUCAAUGUAGAAUAAUUUCCGUAAAACGGCUGUUCUGGAAAAAAUAUGAAUCGCAAACUAAAGCUACACAGCAAAGGAUUUUACUAACAAAUUUUGGGGGCCGCUACUGUCCUUAAAUUUCUCCAGAAGCUUGCUUUAGAUUUUCCAUAUAUCUGUCUGCAGUUUUUCCCGGGCAAUUUUUAGACAAAUGUAUAGAAAAUUUUUAAAAAAGGUUCUAGGUCUUCUAGCGCAUGUAACGCCCUCAAAUUUUCAAAACGGUGGUUUUACGGAAAUUAUUCGACAUUAGAUUCUCAUACAAUCACUGCAAUUUCUCACGCGUUUGCCCGCUCGUCAAGAUGGAGUCGAAAACCGUGACCCAAGGUUAAAUUUAACCCGGGUUUCUUUUUGUUUUGUUCAAAAGCAUUUUCUCGGAUAAUUUUCUGUUAUUUUUAAGAGCAUACAAUCAUCAACUUGUUGCCAAAAAGAAUUAAACUGAAUUUACUUUUUAAGCUUUCAUAUCUGAAUUCAAAUUCGAACUAACCGGGUCAUCUUAACCCGGCUUCAUUUGACCAACCCGGUCCUGACAAUUAUUGCACCAAUUGCAUUUCACGUUAGGUAAAGAGAAGUUAAUGUAUUUUUGUUUUUCAUUAGGGGACUGCGAUAACUUUGAUAGUGAAUGUGGUAAAAGCCUAUCGAAAGACAUGUGUUCCUCACACCGUGAAUUAAUGGCAAAGAAAUGCCCAAAAAUGUGCGACUUAUGUGGUAAGACUUAAGCCAGAUUAACAGCUUGUCCGCACCAUAAUUAAUUAGCAAUUUAUAACAACUUUCGAGUUCUGCAUAAUUGUUCAGAUCAUAGGAAAGCCGAAUCCAAUAAUCGUUUCUUUUAUUCAAAUAAUUCAUACUUUAAAAACUUGCUGACCUCUAUCGAUGUUUAAAUUCCCGUCUUUAUUUGACUACUCGAGAUAUGAAGGGAUAUUUAGUUUAGCAGAUACUCUUCGAAUAGCAGCAGUUGUAAUCGGUCGAGUUGUAUUUGUAUAGAUAACAGCAUGAUAAAUUGUUACACGUAAUUUGAGACAAUUUUGCAUUAUCACGAGUGGUAUUUAUGCAAAAUAUCACGUACAAAUCGUGCUAUUAUUGUUUAUACUACUACCGGCAAAGGGUUUGUAAUUUUCACAUGUAGGUAUUUCAAAUUAAGCUGAAAUACGAAUGCUGUAAGCCAAUUAAAUUGCAGAAAUUUCUCAUGUAGUAGUAUAAUUGCUGUUAUUGCCAUUUUAAGGGAGUAAAUUGGCCUUUUUUUUCACAAUAAUUGUGAAACUUUCCGCCAUUUUUUCCGUCUUUACCAAAGAAGGUGAACUAACGCACUCAUUUAACGCACCCUUGUCCAUAGGACUUGCGAUCACUUUUUUCUGUCGAUAUCCUGUUUUAUUAACGCAAUUUUACUAGAUUAUCAUCGCAGUGAACUUCUUCUUCCCAGUCAACUGGCCACAUUAGGUGGCUAUAAAGAAUUAGCCGGGGAAUUUGAGCCAACCAUCAACGGAAAAUAUUUUGAAUGAAUAAUAAUGAUAUCUGUUUAUGAGCUUAGGGAAACAAAUAAAAAUUGGCAUGCUAUUAAACUAAUACGGUCUAAAAGAACUCCAUUGGUUGUGUGGCUUGUUUCUAGGACUGGUAAUUACACACAUUGAAGAAAUAUACUGGACAAUUAUUUUAUGUGGCAUUGCAAUAUUUUAGGGAAUCGUUAAACCAAUCACCCAAGACCAGAAAGACCAAUCACAAAACAAGAAUGAAUAUAAGUAUGUUUUUCCGUCCCUUUGGACAGAUGAUCUGAAAUAUUUUCUUCGUGGGUAGUAAAAACGGUAGUAAAAUUAGAAAAUCAGUCAUUGUCACUGACAUCCUUGCAUAUAGUAUAGCGGUAAAAUGGGAUGAAGAUCAAAGGCUAUGGCGUCAUCAGCGUUAAUGUAUUCCUGUCAAAAAAGGAGUUGUAAUAGACCUUUUACCGAUACGGCGGCCAUAUUGAAUUAAUUCGAUUUAAGGAGUAUUAUAGGAUGCCCAGGGGGCAUGAGCACAUUUCUUUUGUAUUUUCGAACGCUUUUCGAGACAUUUUUUCUUAAAAUUUUCUUAGAAUAAGAUUGUAAUGGGAAAAAAGAUCCUUGUGCCGUGUUUGGAUGUAAUAAUGAUCGCCUUUUUCUAGUUUAGUAUUAGAAAUAUGGUCUUUCACUGUAUAUUUCUCGGGAAAUUAAUUUAAUAUGGCCGCCGUAUCGGUAAAAAGGUCUAUUGGUGCGCCUUAUACUACUUUCCUUUUCUUUAGAAUGUCCUUUGAAGUGCCAAAAUGGAGGAACAGUGAAUCGUCAGAGUUGUAUUUGCGUCUGCCCCUCUGGUUGGAAGGGUAUGGACUGUUCAGGUAAACAAUAUAAAGAAGGCUGACGUAUUCAGCAUUUUCUUAAAAUUGUAAAAUAACUUAAUUCAACAAAAUACAUAGAGUCCAUGGAAAACACUUUACACAUCAAAAAAAUAACGACGCAUUAAGGUGCUUAAGAUUUGGGUGCUUUAUAAUUCAAACUUUUUUUUUGCAAAAUGCAGUGCGAAAACUUGCAUGCAUUUUCGGUUUAAGAUUUAUGACUUGACCGUGUACCAAUCUUGACGUCAUAUCUUGGGAUCAGCCAAAGUAUGUCUAGGGAAUUACCGAACGUACAGGUACAGACUGACACCUUCAACGAGAAGAGGCUCUGACAAAACCGAAAAUAUAUAGCGCAGUAGGGUUCUCCGAUGGACUUUUUUGAUCAUGGCUUUCUACUCUUUUUUAGAUAGAGAAUGUCCUCCUGGUUUCUACGGCGAAAACUGUCAAUGUAAGUAAAUCAGAAUUGUGUCAUAAUUUUUGUGUGCAAUGGCAAGUUUAACAGGUGAGCAAAGCCAAAAGUUGCCGUCAAAAAAUAAUAGUCGUCGAUUGAGUGAGAGUAGGCGUCACGUUGCGUUUGCCCUGGUAUCAUACAUGUUAACAUCAUAUGUUAAUGCAGCCUCAUUAGUUUCUUUAAACUUUAAAUCUAUGAGCAUGCAAAAUUGAAAUUCCAAGGCCUAUUUGUGAACUUAGACUAAAGCCAAAUUUCAGUCUCUUGCUUAUCUCGUAGCAUAUUUUUUGUUUUAGAAGCAUAUUGUCGAGUCUUGUUAAAUUAAAAAUUUUAAUUUCUUUCUGUCACUGACGCAUGCACAUAAAAUUAUUUAUUUAUUCAUUUACACAUUUACUUCUAAUAUUCACCAUUUAACAAUGUCCCCCCACAAGCAGAAAAAAAAGUAUUGCGUAAGAAAUAUUUUCAGUUUCUCUCGGGAACCUGCAAAACCCAUGAGAAACCGGAAACAAACAGGUUUAUGCAAAUUUCCUUUUUUGGGGGGGAGGGGGUAAACAAUUUGUAUUAUGGGCAAUUGGAAACUGGUGAAUGCUAGUAGUCUUCCCGUUGAUUAACAAGAUCUUUUAUCAUUAUUUUAUCUUAUUUUAUUUUACGAUAUAUGCAAUGUCAAACAUUUUAUUUAAGUCGCCUUUUUGUUUUAAAUCUAGUUGCACUUAGUUGUUGUUUAUUACCUAGAAUUAACAUCAUUUUUCUCGAACGUUUUUUUAAGUCCGUUGUUACGACGCCGCUGGGAAAGAUACGUGCGAAUGGCGCGUGAGGAACGGGCACAGUUGUAAGGAAUAUUACAUGAAGAUCGACUGCGCAGCGACUUGCGGCUACUGCGGUAAGUGAAAUUUAGCAACUUUGACGUUUGAGGUAUUCUUGAUUUGAUAGAAGCCGCGUAUCGUGUUUUGUUUUUUUGCUUUGUAGGUGUAUUUUUUUUCGGUACUAUUAUGCUGAGCGGAUGUUCUGUUGAAUUUUCCAACCUUGGUUCUUCUUCCUACAGUUAUUGAGAGUAAAACAACUACAACAACACCAGCUCCUAUUACAACAACAGUUCCGACGAUCACAAGUACGUUUUUUUAACGUUUCUUCUUUAGUUUUGAGGACUUGACGUGUAGUGAUCUAGUCAAUGUCAUAGUUUAAAAACGUGUUCAAUUUAACUUUUUAGUGAGAAAAUAAUCAAUGAAAUCUCUGCAGUUUUUGACAAAUUAAUCGAAAAGAAAUUUACAGGGACGUUUUUAUGGUCUUCAAAAAGGCAAGUAGUAUAGUAGGAAUGAACUAUUCCCUUUUUAAAAUAUUUGAAUUUGAAUACAUCAACGUUAUAAUUAUAUCAUUAGGCAUCUCAUUAUCAAAGUUGCUCUCCUCUUUUUCUUACUCACUGGUAUCGCAAAUUAUUUUGAAUUACGUGCACUAGGAAAGAAAAUCAUCACAGUCCAAUUAGGGAUGAAUCACACAUUCGAAGUUUGAUCUUCCAUCCAAAAAUCAACUAACGCCUAUUAAGGCGACGUUAAACGAGACGAUUUUAACGACUCUUAUCAGCGCAACAAAUUGUUGCAACAUUGUUUUGACAUUGUUUCGAACUGUUUCUACAUUGUGCCAACAAUGUUGUCCUGAAACCCUUCUUCGCAAAUAGUCCCUUGUAAGAUCGCCUUUAAACCGUUAUAUCGGUGUAAAUAGAGGGUGACUAGAUCGUAAUGAGAUACCUAUCCAUUAAUUCAAUAACACCAAUUUAGUCACCUCAGUGGUUUAUCAAAUCCACAAAAAAGAGGAACGAGCCUCUUCUUUCCUUCUUAGGAGAACCGACUGAAAAUAACUAGAGGGACGAAAACGGAAGAGACUUAAUUAAGGUUUUCUUCCCUAUAAAUGCACCUUCUUAGUUCUCUUGGGAUUAUAUGAUAUAAUCUAGGAGCUUAGUUUAGAAAGUCUUUCUCUACAGAGCUUAUUAUAUACUCUAGCUCCAUCUCUUGCAAGAACAAUUAGACCGCCCGAAAUUUGUCUCAAACCUUGGGGUCGCUGAUUGAAGCCUCAUAGGGAGUGAGACGUUUUUUCAUUCCAGUUGUGACUUUGUAAACCUUUUCUCUUCAUAAUUUUACUUUUCUAGCGGAAAACGAAGAAAACUUUAGUCAAACCCUAUUUACAAUAAUAUGUCAUUUCUCGCACCAGUACCUCCCACGACCGUCGCUGUAACCACAGCUGGGAUUCCAAGUUUCCCUGAACCUACUGUGCCUGAGGGUAAGUACAAUUGAUAUUUGUAAGCCAUAUAAUACUGACACAGGCCGGAUGCUUACAUAAACCGCCGCCUGGUUAGCUCAGUUUGGGAGAGCGCCAGUUUACUGAGCGGGAGGCCGCGGGUUCAAAGCCCGGCCGGACCAACACUCGGGGUCUUUAAAUAAUUCAGAAGAAAGUGCUGCCUUUGUAAUGACAUCCACAAAUGGUUAGACUAUCUAGUAUUCUCGGAUAAGGACGAAAACCGUAGGUCCCGUCUCACAGCACUCACGGUUAUCUGGUUCUUGUGCGACGUAACAGAAUCCAAGCCACUGUGCACAAUCUUCACACAUCACUCACUUCAUGGGCAGGGUGGAUACAGUAAGCUCAUUAAUGGAGUGAUAGCGGCUGCCAGUGGAGACUUUGUAUGCUGACGUCCGAGCUUACUGUUAAACGUGUUAAGAUAUUGUAAAGAGGGCACGUCAGUUGUCCUCUCAUACAUGACUGCUUCCUUCCUUCCUUGAGUGAUAGCUAACUAAACCUAUCAAUUUAAUUGAUUUACUAGACUGUAAAAAGGACCUUCAUUCCGACUGUGGGCUGUGGGCAGGGGUAGGCGAAUGUGAAAAGAACCCGCCUUGGAUGAUUCCAAACUGUUGCGUCAGCUGUAAAUAUCACCAGGCUCCGAAAGGUUGGAAGUUGAUGAUAACCUUUUUACUAGUUUGUUUAAGUCAUCUGUUAUGUUUCCAGUAAAUUAGAUAGCUGAGUAUCGCUGAGAAACCCAUCAACAAAUGUAGGCUAUAGCUUGUACACCUCGUGCUAUGGUUGGUAUCUCAUUAUCAUUUACUCUUCUUGAUGAUUUGUUGCUUGAUCUACAACUUCUCCUCCUGUACCUCUUUUUCCUUUAACAGUUUUGCGGCCCGAUUAAUUUGCCCAUUUAGGAUUCAUCUAAACUGCACUCUUUCCAAGUAAAUAAUUUAAAGGGGAAAUUCUCAACGGAUUUAUUUACUCAUGGCUCGCACACUUUCUGCUCUCACUUAAAGCGGAAAAAUUAUUCGUGACAUUUGCGAUACGAGUUUGUUGUUCGCUAUAAGCUCUUCCACAGGUGCGUUAAACGUCUUUCCCUAGAGCCUGUCAACGAGUUAAUGCGCGAGUUAACAUUUUGCUUCGCCCCAUGAAAGGGAAUCGGGAAGACAGUUCAAGGAACUCGGAAUCCCAUCAACGAUUGGAUUGGACUGUCUUGGGUUCCUUUACAUGGGGUGAUAUUUUACUACUUCUUCAAGGGUUUAUUAUACUGCUAAUAAAAAUAUAUUAUCUAAAUCACUAUCAAUUCGCAGACUGUAUUGAUUCACAGUCAAGCUGCCCUCGCUGGGCCUUCCAUGGGGAAUGUGAAAAAAAUAAAGCGUGGAUGUUAGCGAACUGCAGAAAAAGUUGUAACCAGUGUGGAGGUAAGGUAUCUGAUUUAGUUUUCUAUGGCCUAAAAAGUUGACUAAGGACCGCCGUAUUUUAGCACUUAUAAUUUAGUUCGUGGAACUCUGUGGAAUGCAAAAUGCGGAUGCAAAAAAUUUGAACUUACAACGUAAUAUUUUGAAAAAUCACUAUCAGUUAAAAGUCCUUUAUGCAGCCGGGUCCAAGAAUUCAUCGUUCCUAGGAUCCAUCUUUCACAUGAGGCUCGCGUUAGAGACAGUGUACCGAAUAUUAUUUUUUAAGGCUAUCUAUAGUUCCGUUAUAGACACACGAAAACAAUCUAUUAACCAACCAAAGCGUAGUAGGGUUUUCAGGAAGUAACGGGUGAGACCAGAGACACGUCGAGCAACGUGAAUUCAACCGUUGAAAACGUUUUGAAGGUAGGGUCUGAAGCUUAUCAUCUACCUACAUGUUCUUCUCUUUUAAAGAAUCAGCUGCGUUUAAGUCGCAUGUGCGAGGGUUAGCAAACACUGAGCGAUUAAUUCUAAUAGAUUGAAAGAAAAAUUCGACGUGACAGUUAUUAGAAGCCGAUAAAAUAUAUAUCAGGUUGAUGGUAUCCCUAGGUAACAUGAAAACCAACUCGUUCGUUUAGCUUCCUAGCUUGCACAUUAACUUCAUUAAAUUUGAUUAACUUUCUAUAGGUAUGUUCCUCUACUAGAUUGUAAUAUGACUAAUAUCGAUCAAAGGUCGAAGAUGAAGAUCAGUAAUUGUGUUACAGUAUAAUUAUGUUAAGAGCUCCGAUCCCUGAGCAGACUGUUCACAGUCUUUUUCUUUUUUGCAACCACUUCAACGUUAUGCAAAUGAGAAAAAAAAAACAUUUAAAAACAUACAAGAAAUAAUCUGACAAGUUUCAUAACCAUUACAAGAAAUAAACUGUGGUUGUGGUAUUGAUGUUGUUGUUGUUGUUGUUGUUUUUCACAGAUUGCAAAGAUACAAACGUCGUCGACUGUCCUUCAUGGGCUUUACAAAAUCAAUGCAUCUCAGGAAACAGAGUGACCUGGAUGCACAUAAACUGUAGGAGAAGCUGUGGAAUGUGUAAAGGUAAAACGUAAAGAAAAUAAGGAAAGGAAUACCAAAUAAGAAUGGUGAGAAAGCCAAGCACAUCGGAGCAAUGCCUAAAAAUACGUCACUCGCUUCAGGCCCAAAACGUCACGGCAUAAAAUAUUAAGCAAACAUAUUCAAAAAUCUGUAGAAAAACGACUUUUGUCCAAAAUCGAAAACAAUCUGCGGCAUCUCUUACUAAAAAUUUUCUAUUUUUAUUCCAUUUUCUAACAAAUUUGGAGUGAAUUUAUUAGCCUGCGAAAACAUCCGUCUCUCCAUGCUCUUCGCCGCUGGGGACGUUUUCCCCAGAGGCGAAGAGCGAGGAGAAACGGAUGUUUUCGCAGGCUAUGCUCAGGCUAUGAAUUAAGGUGAUCUUAUGUCGCUCGAAGGAUUGGUUUACUGUCAGGGUGCCUCUACAUGUGUGUGAAUGCAUGUGCAGCUAUAGUAUUACUGAAUCAGUUAUGCGCCCAUUGCAUCUAUUCCUUCACGUACGCAAUUUUGUUAUAGUGUAUGAUAAACACGAGGAUUGCCCAGCCUUGGCUGCGAGGGAUGAGUGCACGAAAUCCAACAGGACCUGGAUCGUUGAUCGUUGUCCUCGAAGCUGUGAACUAAAGUGUAAGUAACUCAAGAAUCUGAAGAACCGAAAAAAUGUCUCCGCUUUGAACGGGGGUGGGGUGUAUGUUAAGCCGGUUGAGAGUGGAUAUUCCCUAGCAUAUCCAGAGACACAAUAUGAGAGUCUUAGGACUCGAAACAAAUCAGUCUUUGUCACAAAAAUGAUUGGAAUGACGUUAAAAGAGCCAAUUGUUAAAAGGCGCUCUUUGGCAAUAUUGUUAGCUAAAGAAAUUUGUUAUGCGCACUUGUACAAGAAAAUCGCAAAUGGACAUAAUUUUGUGGUUUCCUGGAAGCUGUGACGCAAGAAUAUGUUUCAUUAGAUUUUUGGGGCAAGCCAAAGAUUUGGAGGCUGUUAAUGACGUCAAUUAAAUUCAUGAAAGUUUAACAGCAAAAGUGAGAUAAAGAAUCGUUCCUUUCGUUUUUAAGUUUCAGAAGCCUGCUUUUGUGGCAACAAAACAAACGGUAACUACCAAGACCCAACGACCUGUGAAGCAUAUAUAGCGUGUUCAAAUGGCGUUACAAGUCAUGUUCAGUGUCCCAAAGGGAAGAAGUUCGAUACAGUCAAACGGAUCUGUGAACUGGCAGAUACAGUCAGUAACUGUAACACUAUGGUAAAGUGUACCUAA